GCCAGGGCCGCAUCAGCGGCGAUGAUGUUAUGGCGCUCUUCACAUGCACCGACUCGCCCACCAGCAUCAAAUCAGCUCCUGGCAUCUCUGGGAUCUCUGGGAUCUCGCACUCUGCCACCGCCCGGAUCUGCGCAGCAAGGGCAGCUCGUACGGCUCCUGCGGCAGGUGCGGCUACCUUGAGCCAUAUUGAGCAAGCUUCCGUCCCUUAUUUACUUCUGACCUCUCCCUCAGCUCCUGCAAGCUCUCAUUUUGCUUGCUGGCAGCUUCAUUCCUCUUGUGCAUCUCCUCGCAGCUCGCAGGAACUCGUCAAGUGACAAAUAUUGAAUCUCCUCUCAUCGUACAUUUCUUCUCCGUCGCGCUUUUUAAUUGCGUCUUCAAGUUUUGUUAACAGCAUCGUCAUUGACUUUGGCGCACGUGCUCCGUGGCAGAACCAGCAACCCAAUUGAAGCAAGAGCAGUGGCUGCCUGAAGAAGACCGUUGCUUCGUAUCCAAAGAGUCUCAUCCUUGCGCUCUCUCCUCAUCAGUCCCAGGAACCAGAUCAAUCGGCCGCAAUGACUACGCAGACGACCCUCAAACCACCCUCUGCCGAGGUGCUCAAGAGCUACCCAUUUGGAAAGAUCGAGCCGUAUUCGACUAAAUACUUCGCCGCGUGCAUGCUGGGCGGCGUCGUCGCAUGCGGACCUACCCACACCCUUGUUACACCUCUUGAUUUGGUCAAGACCCGCCGUCAAGUCGACCCGAAGAUCUAUAAAUCAAACCUCCAAGGAUGGAGUUCCAUCUACGCAAAAGAAGGUGUUCGUGGCGUGUUCUUUGGCUGGACACCGACGUUCGUCGGGUACUCCUUCCAGGGUCUUGGGAAAUACGGCUUCUACGAAAUCUUCAAGCACCAGUACGGCGACAACAUGUUCCCCAACAGCAACCGCACUCUAGUUUAUCUAGGUGCCAGCGCCACGGCAGAAUUCAUUGCAGACAUCCUCUUGUGUCCGUGGGAAGCCAUCAAAGUCCGCAUGCAGACGACACUACCGCCAUACGCGAACAACUUGCGGGAGGGAUGGACCAAAAUCGUCGACAAGGAGGGCAUUGCCGGGUUGUACAAGGGUCUCUACCCGCUCUGGGGCCGUCAAAUCCCGUACACAAUGUGCAAGUUCGCAACCUUUGAAGAGACGGUUAAGAUCAUCUAUCGACAACUCGGCAAGCCCAAGGAGAGCUACAACAGUCUACAACAAACAGGUGUGAGUUUCCUGGCUGGUUAUAUUGCCGGUAUCGCCUGCGCCAUCGUCAGUCAUCCCGCCGACGUCAUGGUCAGCAAACUGAACUCGGACCGCCAAGCUGGUGAAUCUGCUGGAAAAGCCAUGAGCCGGAUCUACGGCAACAUUGGAUUCACAGGUCUCUGGAAUGGUUUGCCAGUCAGAAUCGUCAUGAUUGGAACGUUGACUGGAUUCCAAUGGCUGAUCUACGAUUCCUUUAAGGUCUGGCUCGGUCUGCCGACCACUGGCGGUCACUAGACCAUCUUACGCGGGAUCGUUCGAGGACAACAUCACACAUCCGAACCUGCUAUGCAGGAACGGCAUUACUACAUUCAGUCCCACAACCUUGAGCGCGACGCCUUCGAGCAACGACAAACGACCAUCACAUUUUUGAGAGAAACGAUAUUAUGACCAUGUGCACACAUUUCUUGCCUCGAGCACAUGUCUCCCCUUCUUGAGCAGUCUUUUUCCCAACUAGCCCUCUAUAUAGCGCGCGGGAACAAUUUGCAGGGUUCGCUUACGAGAAAUUGAGCAACACAAUUUCCCCGCGGGCUCAACCAGUAUGCAUCCCCAUCAGACCGAGACACUUCAUGUCGAAAGGUUGUCCUACGAUAUGUCUUCACACAUCCUUCCGAAUCUACGCCCUGCACUCUCUCGAUUCCGAAAAGCCCCAGAUUUCGACUGAAUUGGCGGCGGAAGACGGGGGAAUGUGGUGCUCUAGUAAGGUUUAUUAAGGCACAGCAGGAGGAGAAUAGAAUGCAGAUCCGUGAUGACGACUUGAGCAACACUUCACGGUCUCUCGGUACCAGCAAAACAGAUCAGAAGAGUCUCACCGCCUUCUAUUUCUCUCCUGAACUCUCGAACCCGCUGCCUUCCUCCCAGGUCCAGCUCAACUUGGCUACGCAGACAGCUUGGCAGGGCCGCGGACCACGAUAUGUUCAUUUCAGUUCCCGUUUCAUGGUUCUUAUGGGGAGAAAAGCAAACCGACCAAUAGAUCUACUGUUUGCCGCUUUGGAAUAGUUCCUGUCUUUUGCUGAUUGGUACAAAGCAGGGGUUGGGCACAUUGUGCGGAUCAGAAUGGGUUCCCGGGAUUCCAGAGCCUGUUCGAAUUGUCACGCAUGGUUUCCUCGGGGAGGAUAUUAGCUGGGUACCUAGGUCGUUAGAUGAGCAUGGAAAACCAGAGAUAGACCGGGACAUUUGUGUAACACGCAGGUAGAACAGGACAAGGUAUACUACUGCAUACGUUUGCCCGCCUGCCCUUCUACUCACUUCGUUCUGAUUGCGUGCUAACGAGUCCGAUUUGGGCGAUGAAACAAGGAAAUAGGGACAUGAUGACCCGGUGUCAUCGAAUCUGCUCACAACAUAUGUAAUAG
This is a messenger RNA of Cladophialophora immunda, 2620 nucleotides long. RefSeq lists its product as uncharacterized. The transcript has 4 exons. Gene Ontology annotation, cellular component: mitochondrial inner membrane. Lineage: Eukaryota; Fungi; Ascomycota; Eurotiomycetes; Chaetothyriales; Herpotrichiellaceae. Bases 552 to 1505 code for a protein of 317 amino acids. The record is from RefSeq and is a predicted model, not a curated record. Gene Ontology annotation, molecular function: phosphate transmembrane transporter activity. Gene Ontology annotation, biological process: mitochondrial phosphate ion transmembrane transport.